AUGGUCGCAGAGAACGUCUCGAUAGGAAUCCUGUCCCUGCCGUCGGCUGUUGCCACCUUGGGGCUGGUCCCGUCUAUAAUCUUGCUCCUUGGGAUAUCUGGUAUCUCCUGGUACACCGCCUAUGUCAUCUGCCACUGUUGUUCUUGGUGUUCGUUAUGGCCAGCCAUAUCUUGCUUGACCUCUACGGUUCUGAUGAAUGUGCUCACCGACCAUGGUACUUGUACAAUUGUCUUUGGUGUCAUUUCACUAGUUGUCAGCUGUGUUGGAGCACUGCCUCGCACCAUGGGCAAGGUUUACUAUCUGUCAAUUGCAUGUCAAAUUCUUAGCAUUGUGGCAGCGACAGUGGCGACCAUGAUUGCCGUUGGUGUUGAGUUAAAGGGCUCAAUCCCUAUUGCCGCUACCACUCAUCUCAGUUUCAACGAGGACCUACCCUUGCUCUUACUUACCACAUUCUAUCCCACAGUCGGCCACGCCUCAUUCUUCGGAUUCAUCUCCGAGAUGGACAAGCCUCGAGAAUUCCCCAACGCUUUAUCGGUCCUCCAAAUCAUCGAUACGUCCCUGUACCUAGCCAACGCGGUGGUUAUCUACCGUUACGUCGGCGAAGACGUUCAGUCUCCGGCCUUAGGCUCUGCAGGGCCCCUAAUGAAGAAAGUGGCAUACGGGCUCGCUAUCCUAACUGUCCUCAUCGCCGGCAUAGUCAACGGCCACAUCGCAUCUAAAUACGUCUACGUGCGUAUCUUCCGUGGAUCGCACCACAUGCAGGAAAGCAGCUUGCUCUCCGUCGGCUCGUGGGUCGCCAUCGGGAUCAUCCUGUGGAUCCUCGCAUGGGUCAUUGCCGAGUCAAUCCCGGUCUUCAAUGACCUCUUGAGUCUAAUCACCGCACUCUUCGGUUGCUGGGUUACCUAUGGCUUCCCCGCACUAUUUUGGUUUCUCCUAAACAAGGGCUCUUGUUUCUCAUCAGCCAAGAAAAUCUUCCUCACUGUCUCUAAUCUGUUUAUUUUGAUCAUGGCUAUUACUAUUUGUGGCCUGGGGCUGUAUGUCUCUGGUGAUGCUGUUAGCAAAACUUCUAGUGAUGCGGAUUGGACGUGUGCGAAUAACGCUUCGUGAGCCUUGCAGAUGAGGUUACUUGAUGGAAGCUAUUUCUGUCCACUUGAGUGUAAAUUUGUGCUUGUGUGUGUUUUAUG
Messenger RNA from Aspergillus heteromorphus CBS 117.55, 1184 nucleotides. RefSeq lists its product as uncharacterized. Gene Ontology annotation, molecular function: amino acid transmembrane transporter activity. The transcript is spliced from 9 exons. NCBI's taxonomy places the organism in Eukaryota, Fungi, Ascomycota, Eurotiomycetes, Eurotiales, Aspergillaceae. Gene Ontology annotation, biological process: amino acid transmembrane transport. Bases 1 to 1107 code for a protein of 368 amino acids. Gene Ontology annotation, cellular component: vacuolar membrane. The record is from RefSeq and is a predicted model, not a curated record.